AUGCCUUCUUUUGAUCCUCUUAUCUUUACAAGACUUCACACCUACUCUAAAGGUGUUUUCCAGAAUCAAGAAAUCAAUAGUCGCGGAGCGCUGCCUCUCUUAUACGAAGGGGAUGGUUCAGGAACAAAAUAUAACACGGCCCAUGGGUUUUCAUUUUCAACAGGAGAUCAUCAAGUAGAAGAUGUACCAUCAAAAUACUUCCAUAGUUUAGAGACCUUGUUUCUCGACACCACACCACCGUUUCCUUCGUAUGAACAUAUGAUGCAGGAGCUUGCAGAUAUCGAAUCUCAAUAUUCCGAGCUUAUUAAACCGCAAAUACAGAGUCAUGAAGAAGCAGUUGAACAUGAAACAAGUGGCCCAAAGAUGUCAACCAAUGAGAUUAUUCGGUUAGGUGGAGAAAGGUUCAUACAAUCGUAUUCAACUUCGACGAACAACAUUUUGAUAAUGAACCACCCUUACGGUAGUUCAUUCUCGGGCCUUUCUGAUGAAGAAGUCAAAGAUGUUCAACUCAUUGUAAAUCUUUUACUUUCUGCAGAGAAAGUCACUCAACAACAGUUUGAACGAUCGAUCAAGCUUCUUGAUUGGUGCGACACAUUGUCUUGUAGCUCGGGAAACCCGGUUCAAAGAGUAGUUCAUUAUUUUUCAAAAGCUUUACGAGAGAAGAUCAAUAAAGAAACCGGGAGAGUUUCGACAUGUGGGUCAGGAAAGGAACAUGUAGAAAAUCUUGCGGGGAGACUGAUGAGACCGAAUCCGGCUUCUGUCUUUAUUUAUGAUAAAUUACCUUUAUUCCAAGCGGGUCUUUUUUCUGGAGUGCAGGCUUUGGUGGAUGGCGUAUCCGGGUCGAAAAAUGUGCAUGUUAUUGAUCUUACUCUAAAACAAGGUGUACAAUGUACGAUUUUAAUGCAAGCUCUCGUAUCGCAACCCCAUUGUCCUGUCGAGCAUCUCAAAAUAACCGCUGUCGGGACUGAUUUUAAACAGGAAACCGAGCAAACAGGUGAGUGGCUGAAGAGUUUCGCUGAAUCUAUAAACUUAUCUUUCUCUUUUAAUUUGGUUAUAGUAGAAGAUAUGCUAGAUUUCGAUAAAGAUCUUCUUGAACUGGAUCCAGAUGAAGCUGUGGGUGUUUAUUCAUCGUAUGGUUUAUCGAGCAUGAUCGCACAACAGGACCGUUUAGAAUCUUUAAUGAAAGUUAUAAAAAGUGUUGACCCUCGUGUUAUGGUGAUGCACGAAGUUGCAGCGAAUCUUAACUCACCAAACUUUGUGAAUCGUUUUAUCGAAGGUUUGUUUUACUUCGGGGCAUUGUUUGAUUCUUUAGAAAAUUAUUUGGGUCGUGAAGAUUACAGCCGCAGUUUCACUGAAUCUAUGUAUUUUGGUAAAGGAAUAAUGAACAUCGUGGCAUCAGAAGGCGCGGAAAGAGUGGUAAGGCAUGUAAAUAUUAAUGUUUGGAGAAUGUUUUUUGCAAGGUUUGGGAUGAAAGAGGUUGAGCCUAGUAUGUCUUCUUUAUUUCAAGCAAAUUUGGUUGUGGAAAAGUUUCUAUGUGAAAGUUCUUGCACGUUUGAGAGGGAUGGUGAUUCUCUCGUCAUUUGCUGGAAAGGAAUACCGGUCCAGAGUGUUUCCGUUUGGAAAUUCUAA
This is a messenger RNA of Helianthus annuus (common sunflower), 1629 nucleotides long. Its product is annotated as DELLA protein GAIP-like. Gene Ontology annotation, cellular component: nucleus. The transcript has a single exon. Lineage: Eukaryota; Viridiplantae; Streptophyta; Magnoliopsida; Asterales; Asteraceae. The record is from RefSeq and is a predicted model, not a curated record. The coding region runs from base 1 to 1629 and encodes 542 amino acids. Gene Ontology annotation, molecular function: DNA-binding transcription factor activity; sequence-specific DNA binding. Gene Ontology annotation, biological process: regulation of DNA-templated transcription.